CUUGCACGUUUUGAAAUUAUGCGACGUGUUUGUACACAUUUUGUCCCCAAUGCAGUGCUGGAAGCGCGACAGUUGAAAUGUGGCGGUGGGCUGCCGACGCCCGCGUGCGGCUUGCUGGGCGCACUCAAGUAGUCGCGCUUCGGCAUCGUGGAUUUAUGUCCCUUGGUGAUUUUAGCUAUGACAUUCCUCGUUAGGCGUUUUACUGUCGGCCCGACGAAGCAACGAUCACAGACACAGAUAGUACGCGCAGCGCAAGCAUCGCGUGGAGUUUGCGCUACUUCAUCUACCGCAACUGUUUUCACGGUCGCCGCGAGUGAGCUCAGGUUUGAGAAUUUCCCUACGUGUUACCGGCGUAGCAUGGACGCGCGUUAUUUAUAGUUCUUUUUUACGCACACAAUCACACUUUCCAAGAGUGGUGUUUUUCUGGGCGCGCAACGGAGACGUUGCGCAACCGACCUUAUCUCGAACCCGAAGCAGCGGCAGUAGCCGCGCCUCGAAAUGUUUACAGCGCCCCGGUUUGUUCAAGGCCGAGCGGCGAUAUCGUUUGGCGACCACAAAUCGUCCGACACCUCGUGCUAACACCGGCGGAAGCGAAGUACUAUCUGUCCGCUGUAAUAGUGCUGCUGCUAAUAGUAGUAGCUGCUGUAAUAGUGCAACUAUACUUUUCAGCAUCCCAUUUCAUUUUUUCCUCCCCUUCCUUCGGCCGUGAUGUAGAGCUAGUCGCGAUGUGUAUUCGUACGCGUCGUUAUGUACUUACGUUUCCUCGGCUUCUCGUGUUGCAUACUACAAAUACCAACACCACCGCAAUUAACGUUAUCCCGUCGGCUGACGGCUCUUUGUCAUCCCUCUGUCACCAAGGGUGUUCGAAACGUAGACUGACGUCGGAAGUCGCCGGAGAUGACGCGCAAGCUACUAAAUAGAGUGCAAAGCAGCACGCAUUGAGGACACUGGUGACAGUAUCGUCAUUGAAAUAUAUUUCUCCAUGGUAUCGUGAUGCUGGGGGCUCUCACUGGGACCCGUCAAGGCACGGCAUCCGGAACGAGAGCCUCGGCGCAUAAACCCCGCGUUUCCGCGCGUCGCCCUCCAUCGCGGCGGCGGGCCGACACGAUGGGAGAGGGCGAAAAUCGCGCCUCGCACGGUUUCACCAAUGGGCGACGACAAUGAGCUGCCAGUCACGGCCCCGCCCCUGCACGCUGGCCACACCGCUUGGAAAGUUUCCCGCUGGCGGCAGUGGCGUUUGUUUGCAGGCGCGACUCGCUCGUGAGCCAUUUGGUCGGUGCGGCCUUAGUGUACGUUCGUCUAGUCAGCGAGCAACAGCCGUCGAGGCCGGUUGGAUGCGAGCGCUGUCGGCAUCGCGGAUGUGCGGAGGGAGCAUGCCGCAGCACCGCGAGAAUCGAGUCCGGCCCGCGGACGAGCACGCGGCGGCGCAGUACCACCACCCAGCAGCAAUGGAGGUGUGCUGCGUGCCGACGGGCUGUCACCUGCUGGGCGAGCCGAUUCGCGUGGACGACCUGAGCGACGCCGUCAGGGUGAUCUGCAACAACGAGCAGUGCCCGCAGAGUCCGUUCAUGCACCGCACCUGCUUCGAGGAGUGGGAGAGCUCGGUGCUGUCCUUCCUGCGCUCGACGGGACGCGCGCGCUCGUGGAGCGAGAAGCAGCGCCUGCAGAAUCUGUGGACCAAGAAAGGCUACGACUUGGCGUACAAGGCGUGUGGCUGCCGCUGCGGCAAGGGGCACCUGCGCAAGGACCUCGACUGGAUUCCUCCGGUGGCCGACCGGAAGAAGAAGCAGCGACGCAGAAAGGGAAAUGACAAGCCCACGCUGGCCCUGAACGGCGCCAAGCCGCCGAGCAGCGGAGGCCUGCCCGUGACGCGGCUACGCAGCUCGAGCAUGUCGAGCACCGGCUCCGGGGGCAGCCCGCCGAGCUCGUCGUCCGAGUUCCCGCCGUCGCCGACGCACGCCAAGCGCGGCCUAGCCGACCGCGAGGGCUCUGGCCUGUUCUCGCGUCGCCAAGACUACUCGUCCUUCAACACGCUGCCGCGGCACAAGAUCAACGCGUACCACAUUAAGAUGGAAGACGAAGGCGACGACAUCCGUUGCUUCAUUCUGACCACGCUGAGCGCCAACAAGAUGUCGCGCAUCCCGUGCAUCGUGUGCCAGACGGCGAUGAGCGUGUUCGACCGCUACCCGCUGGUUGACGGAACGCUGUUCCUCUCGCCGCGCCAGCACAACCCGGGCUCGGUGCUGGUGCGCGUCGACGAGCGGCCCCAGUACCUGAACGCCGUCUGCAUGACCUGCCUGGAAGGCUGGCAGGUGCGGCUCGCUUGUCGCGGCUGCGGCGCGCGCUGGAGCGGCCGCCACCUCAUACUGGGCACCAUGUACGCGUACGACAUAUUCGCCGCCACGCCGUGCUGCGACGAGCGGCGGCGCUGCGUCAGCUGCCGAGAGCCCGUCAUCAGCGCCGACCGGUCGCUGCCGUACUUCAGCGACUACAGCCACAGCAUCUGCUGUGCGCACUGCGGCGCCAGGGACUACCACUUCGUCAAGUCGCUCGGCACUUACGCCAGGACCUGCGACGAGGACGCGAGGUUCCUGGCCGUGGAUCCUGUGCGACCGGCGUCGGACCACGACUUGUUCGUCUGACGGACGACAUGGCUGCGCCGGCGGUUCCAAGCGGGGCGCAUCGCCAAUCCCGGGGAAUAGCUCGACCAACGCGUUCAACAACGCACUGGCGAGCAGGAAGCCGCGUUCCGAUGCGCAGCAGACGACGCCCGCCGUUCUCGGACGCUUCCCCAGAUGGCUCUGCCAGUUCCGGCGGAGGAUUCGACGCCGUUCGAUUUUCCUCGAUUGCUGACCGUCGCCGUUGCGGACAGCGUUGCAGUUGGCUCAAGGAUGGGCAACGCACUUUGUGUUGAUGCAUGCAUAUUGCGUGUCUCUUGCGGCCGAUGCACGCGGGCGCUCUCUGGCUCUCGAGCUGUCGGCUGAACUGGCCAGCGCUGCAGCUACGCCUUGUAAAUAUACUUUGUAAAUAGUC
Molecule: messenger RNA, 3033 nt
Organism: Dermacentor andersoni
Lineage: Eukaryota; Metazoa; Arthropoda; Arachnida; Ixodida; Ixodidae
Gene: heca
Product: hdc homolog, cell cycle regulator
Source: RefSeq, a predicted model, not a curated record